Molecule: messenger RNA, 1032 nt
Organism: Lucilia sericata (common green bottle fly)
Lineage: Eukaryota; Metazoa; Arthropoda; Insecta; Diptera; Calliphoridae
Product: L-lactate dehydrogenase-like
Biological process (GO): carboxylic acid metabolic process
Cellular component (GO): cytoplasm
Molecular function (GO): L-lactate dehydrogenase (NAD+) activity
Source: RefSeq, a predicted model, not a curated record
AUGGCCACCGUUAAGGAAAAUCUCAUGAACCAAGUUGCCGAAGUCCUUGCCUCCGGUGGCAACAAGGUAACCAUUGUUGGUAUCGGUCAAGUCGGUAUGGCUUGCGCUUUCAGUAUUUUGGCCCAAAAUAUCUCCAGUGAAAUUUGCCUCAUGGACGUCUGCAAAGAUAAGUUGAUGGGUGAAAUGAUGGAUUUGCAACACGGUUCCAACUUCUUGAAGAAUCCCAAAAUUACUGCCAGUACCGAUUAUGCUGAUUCGGCCAACUCCAGAUUGUGCAUUGUCACCGCUGGCGUUAGACAAAAGGAGGGCGAAUCUCGUUUGUCGUUGGUACAACGUAACACUGACAUCUUGAAGCACAUCAUUCCUAAAUUGGUUGAAAACAGUCCCGAUACCAUUUUGUUGAUGGUCUCCAAUCCUGUUGAUAUCAUGACCUAUGUUGCCUGGAAAUUGUCUGGUUUGCCCAAGAACCGUGUUAUUGGCAGUGGUACCAAUUUGGAUUCUUCUCGUUUCCGUUUCUUGAUGUCUCAACGUUUGGGUGUUGCCCCCACCUCUUGCCACGGCUGGAUUAUUGGUGAACACGGUGACAGUUCUGUACCAGUAUGGUCUGGUGUUAACAUUGCUGGUGUUCGUUUGCGUGAAUUGAACCCCAACAUUGGCUCCAGCGAAGAUCCUGAGAAAUGGAAUGAGGUACACAAGCAAGUUGUAGACUCGGCCUAUGAAGUCAUUAAGCUAAAGGGUUACACUUCCUGGGCUAUUGGUCUCAGUACUGCUGCUUUGACCUCGGCUAUCUUGAGAAAUACUAGCGCCAUUGUUGCUGUAUCCACCUCAGUUAUGGGUGAACAUGGCAUCGACAAGGAUGUCUUCCUUUCUCUACCCUGUGCUUUGAAUGCCAACGGUGUUACCCAUGUUGUCAAGCUUUUGACCCAAACUGAAAUUGAUCAAUUGCAAAAAUCCGCCAAUAUUAUGGCUGAAGUACAAGCUGGUCUUAAAUUCUAAGUUAAUCACAAAACCCUCCUAGUAAAUUAGAAAAAA